AUGGCGCGCAGCGGCGGCGCGCCCGGCUGGCCGCCGGCCGGCAAGGCGGAGGGCGGCGGGGAUGAUGAGCAGCGGGGGGAGAUCCCGCGGGAGCUGGUACACCGCGUGGACCAGCUCAUCAAGCUGGUGCGGCCCGCGCGGGCCAGCGAGCAGAGGCGGUACGCGAUCGCGGAGUACGUGCGAGGGGUCAUCACGAAGUGCUUCUCACCGGAGCACAAG
Messenger RNA from Ostreobium quekettii, 219 nucleotides. The record is from the annotation of a GenBank genome assembly. Lineage: Eukaryota; Viridiplantae; Chlorophyta; Ulvophyceae; Bryopsidales; Ostreobiaceae.